AAACACAAAGCAACAUGACAACUAUUGCUGCAUCACCUAAUGCAACACAAAGCAACAUGACAAUUACUGCUGCAUCAACUUCAGCAACAAAUAGCAGCAUGACAACUACUGCUGCAUCAACUACUGCAACACAAAGCAACAUGACAGCUACUGCUGUGUCACCUACUGCAACACAAAGCAACAUGACAACUACUGCUGCAUCAACGACUGCAACACAGAGCAACAUGACAGCUACUGCUGCAUCAACUACUGCAACACAAAGCAACAUGACAACUACUACUGCAUCAACUACUGCAACACAAAACAACAUGACAACUACUGCUGUGUCACCUACUGCAACACAAAGCAACAUGACAAUUACUGCUGCAUCAACUUCAGCAACAAAUAGCAACAUGACAACUACUGCUGCAUCAACUACUGCAACACCAAGCAACAUGACAAUUACUGCUGCAUCAACUUCAGCAACAAAUAGCAACAUGACAACUACCACUGCAUCAACUACUGCAACACAAAGCAACAUGACAAUUACUGCUGCAUCAAUUUCAGCAACAAAUAGCAACAUGACAACUACUGCUGCAUCAUCUACUACAUCACAAAGUAACACUACAGCUACUACUGCAACAACUACAGACCUAAAAAGCAACACUCCAACCACAGUUACAACUACAGCGUCACAAAGCAACAGUCCAACAACUCCAACAGCUACAGCACUAACAAGCAAUGGUUCGACAACUCAAACAGCUACUGCACAAAUAAGCAACGGUCCGACAACACCGACAACUACUGCACUAACAAGCAACGGUCCGACAACUCCGACAACUACAGCACUAACAAGCAACGAUCCGCCAACUCCAACAGCUACAGCACUAACAAGCAACGAUCCGCCAACUCCAACAGCUACAGCACUAACAAGCAACGAUCCGCCAACUCCAACAGCUACAGCACUAACAAGCAACGAUCCGCCAACUCCAACAGCUACAGCACAAAUAAGCAAUGGUUCGACAACUCCAACAACUACUGCACAAAUAAGCAACGGUCCGACAACUCCGACAACUACAGCACUAACAAGCAACGAUCCGCCAACUCCAACAGCUACAGCACUAACAAGCAACGGUCCGUCAACUCCAACAACUACAGCACUAACAAGCAAUGGUUCGCCAACUCCAUCAACUACAGCACUAACAAGCAACGAUCCGCCAACUCCAACAGCUACAGCACAAUUAAGCAAUGGUCCGACAACUCCGACAACUACAGCACUAACAAGCAAUGAUCCGCCAACUCCAACAGCUACAGCACUAACAAGCAACGAUCCGCCAACUCCAACAGCUACAGCACAAAUAAGCAACGGUCCGACAACUACAGCACUAACAAGCAAUGAUCCGCCAACUCCAACAGCUACAGCACAAAUAAGCAAUGGUCCGACAACUCCGACAACUACAGCACUAACAAGCAACGAUCCGCCAACUCCAACAGCUACAGCACAAAUAAGCAACGGUCCGACAACUACAGCACUAACAAGCAAUGAUCCGCCAACUCCAACAGCUACAGCACAAAUAAGCAAUGGUCCGACAACUCCGACAACUACAGCACUAACAAGCAAUGGUCCGACAACUCCGACAACUACAGCACUAACAAGCAAUGAUCCGCCAACUCCAACAGCUACUGCACAAAUAAGCAAGGGUCCGGCAACUCCAACAGCUACAGCACUAACAAGCAACGGUCCGACAACUCCAACAACUACAGCACUAACAAGCAACGGUCUGACAACUCCAACAACUACUGCACAAAUAAGCAAUGGUCCGACAACUCCGACAACUACAGCACUAACAAGCAACAGUCCGACAACUACAGCACUAACAAGCAAUGAUCCGCCAACUCCAACAGCUACUGCACAAAUAAGCAACGGUCCGACAACUCCAACAGCUACAGCACUAACAAGCAACGGCCCGCUAACUCCAACAACUACAGGUCUAAGAAGCAACGGUUCGCCAACUCCAUCAACUACAGCACUAACAAGCAACGGUCCGCCAACUCCAACAACUACAGCACUAACAAGCAACGGUCCGACAACUCCGACAACUACAGCACUAACAAGCAACGGUCCGACAACUCCAACAACUACAACACUAACAAGCAACGGUCUGCCAACUCCGACAACUACAGCACUAACAAGCAACGAUCCGCCAACUCCAACAGCUACAGCACAAAUAAGCAACGGUCCGCCAACUCCAACAACUACAGGUCUAAGAAGCAACGGUCCAACAACUACAGCACUAAGAAGCAACACUCCAAUCACAGUUACAACAAUUACAGCAUCACGAAGCAACAGUCCAGCCAUAACUACUCCAAGUCCCAUUUUGCCAUCUUUGAUCACCAGCAUGUCAACUUUAUUGCUAUACAUGACUGUGUCAUCGCAGUCAUUGAAUCCUCAAGCCCCGUCUUCAGGAGGUUCAAGGAGGAAGCGUUCCGUCCCCCAGAACAGCGACAAUUUGACGAUAAGCAGCAAUGACACAGCUUUGGUUUUUCAAGGAAUGGAAGUAUCCUGCUCUAUAAAAACUGAAAUAAAUCAGACCAAGUGCACCAUCAUGCUUGCGCUGAGUCACAAAAUAUCAUCAUGCUGUAUCCUACAAAAACUCUGUGCAGCCAGCAAAAGUUCCUCUGACAUCCAUGUGGUGGGAAACAGGAUAGAUGAACAGAAUCGGCUUCAAAACAAGUGCGAUGGUAACUUAGAGGAGCCAAACAGCUGCAUUUAUUCUGGUCCGCUGGGUGCGUCAUGUGUGGAGCCUGAGUCUACAUAUGUCAUUCCACCAAUAAACCUAACAGACUGUGUGACAGAGAACAGUUGUAACUGCUCUUCUUACUGCAUCAGAUCUGAUGCGUACUACACGUUUUCCAUUUCACUACAAGAUCCAACAAUGAACUCUUCAUCUCUUUCAUCUCUGAUUUCAAUCCUGGCACAACCACCUAACUGCUCCAUCACUACAACUGUUACAUGUCAAUUAUUGGCCACGAUUGCAUCUGAGUACAGGAGUGCCAGAGUGGACUGUGAAAAGACAAAGCUGAGUUGCAGAGUGAUAUUAGGUUUUGCACGGGAAGUCUCCAUUUGUUCAGUGGCAGAAGCUGUUUUAAAUGUUUUUCUACUUGAAGAAAAGAUCCAGUAUGACGGGCAAGUGAGACGAGCAGCAAUUUGUGGAAGCGCAGAAAUUAACUCACUCAACUCCCAGCUCAGUUAUAAUGAUAGUGAGAAAAGCCCACAUGACUUUUGUCUCGAAAUAAAGGGAUCUAACCUCACAUGCCAAACUGGAGAAAAUAUUGUUGUACAUUUGAAAGAACAAUGUGUUGUACCUACCACAACUAGCCCAAAUGUGACAAUUAGUCCCAACAUGACUAGCCUAAAUACAACAGCUAGCCCAAAUGUGACUAGCCUAAAUACAACAGCUACCCCAAAUGAGACACUUAGCCUAAAUACAACAGCUAGCCCAAAUGAGACACUUAGCCUAAAUACAACAGCUAGCCCAAAUGAGACACUUAGCCUAAAUACAACAGCUAGCCCAAAUGAGACACUUAGCCUAAAUACAACAGCUAGCCCAAAUGAGACACUUAGCCUAAAUACAACAGCUAGCCCAAAUGAUACACUUAGCCUAAAUACAACAGCUAGCCCAAAUGAGACACUUGGCCUAAAUACAACAACUAGCCCAAAUGAGACAUUUAGCCUAAAUACAACAGCUAGCCCAAAUGAGACAUUUAGCCUAAAUACAACAGCUAGCCCAAAUGAGACAUUUAGCCUAAAUACAACAGCUAGCCCAAAUGAGACAUUUAGCCUAAAUACAACAGCUAGCCCAAACGUAACUAGCCUAAAUACAACAGCUAGCCCAAAUGAGACAUUUAGCCUAAAUACAACAGCUAGCCCAAACGUAACUAGCCUAAAUACAACAGCUAGCCCAAACGUAACUAGCCUAAAUACAACAGCUAGCCCAAACGUAACUAGCCUAAAUACAACAGCUAGCCCAAACGUAACUAGCCUAAAUGCCACAAUUCCUAUAAACUCUACAUUUGACCCAAAUGUGACAGUCAUUACGAAUGUGACAACAGUGAGUUCAACAUUACAACCAAACAAUAACACAUUGACUCCAACAACAACCCCAAAAACACAACAGAACACAACAUGGGCCCCAUCAGUGUCCACAACUGCUGCUGGAGGAAAACCGUCAUCAAACACAACUAGAAGCACAACAAGUGGAUUUGUUUCUGUGACCACCUUAGUGAGUUCAACAGGAAAUGGAACAGCUGAAAGCCAAGCCAAAGACCUUCUUGCACUGACUCAAGACGUGUCAAAACUGACCGCAGCGCAGAUAGAUCAGCUGGUGUCACAGCUAGAGAAGCUUCUGUCAGGCCCGACUGUCAGCAAGGAACUGGGAGACAUCUCUGUCAACAUUGUCAGCAAUCUGUUGGAUGCUUCACCUGACAAGCUGUCGAGCUCCUCUGACAGGAUUAUUGGGAUUGUUGACACGGUGGGGUUAAAGCUGGUGAUUGGAGCCACCGCUGAGAACCUGAUGUACCCUUCUUUGGCUGUCUCUGUGAAACCAGUAGAUGGCGCCAACUUCCAGGAGACUGUUUUUUCCAUCUUAGAUCCAAAUAAUGUUCAGGUUCGGGGGAAUCCAAGGUUGAAAAGGAGCGCAUUAAAGGACUCCUCCAUCCCUCAAGGCUCCAUUACUCUUCCUCCCUCCCUCACUCAAAAUCUAACCGCUGAGGAACAAAAGCUGGUCUCCAGGCUUCAGUUCAAUUUCUACCAGAAGAGCUCAGUCUUUAAGGAUGUCUCAUUAGAACAACGGAAACUUAACAGUGGGAUCUUGGGAGCAAGCGUGGCCAAUCUGUCAAUCGAAGGAUUAAAGGAAAGUGUUGUAAUUCGCCUGAGAAACACAGAACCUGUUCCAGCUAAUUUUGUGGCAGUGUGUGUUUUCUGGGACUUUACAUUUAACAAAGGUUUAGGUGGCUGGAACUCAGAUGGCUGCUUUGUCAAAGAAACCAACGACAAUGAGACAGUUUGUGGCUGCAACCAUUUAACCAGCUUUGCUAUUUUACUGGACAUCUCCAGAGAGACUGUUACCAGUCGUGUUCAGGCCACCAUCCUCACCUUCAUCACAUAUAUAGGUUGUGGACUUUCUGCCAUCUUCCUGUCCGUAACUCUCCUCACUUACUUGGCAUUUGGAAAGCUGCGUAAAGACAUCCCAUCCAAAAUUCUGAUCCAGCUUUGCCUGGCUCUUCUGCUGCUCAACCUGGUGUUCCUGGUGGACGCCUGGCUGGCGCUUUAUCCCACAGCUGUGGGCCUCUGCAUUUCCACGGCCUGGUUCCUUCACUACUUCCUACUGGUUUCCUUCACCUGGAUGGGGCUCGAGGGCGUCCACAUGUACUAUGCACUUGUGAAAGUCUUCAAUGACAACAUAUCCCACUACAUGCUGAAGUUCUCGCUGGUGGGCUGGGGAGUCCCAAUGAUAGUGGUCAUCAUUGUGAUCGCGAUUGACAAAAACAACUACGGCCUCAUGUCCUAUGGAAAGUUUUCAGAUGGCACGAGUGAUGACUUCUGCUGGAUAAGAAACGACAUCGCCUUCUAUGUGGCAGUCGUGGCCUAUUUCGGUGUGAUUUUCAUCUUCAACAUGAUCAUGUUUGUUGUGGUCUUAGUCCAGUUGCACCGGAUAAAAAAACAGAAUCCUCAUAACAGCAAGCACCGCAGCGCGGCGCAGGACGCACGCAGCAUGAUCGGGAUCACCCUCCUCCUAGGUCUCACGUGGGGAUUUGCCUUUUUUGCGUGGGGUCCUGUUAAUCUGGCAUUUAUGUACCUCUUUGCCAUCUUUAAUUCUCUGCAAGGAUUCUUCAUAUUUGUGUUCCACUGUGCGGUGAAAGAAACCGUCAGAAGGCAGUGGAGGACCUACCUAUGCUGCGGCAACAUGAGACUCCCAGAAAACUCAGAGUGGAGUCGCACUACAACACAGAAAACCACAAAGAAGUCUCCACUGACCUCCUUUACAUCCUCACAAAGCAGUCGGCCAUCCAGAUCUACUUUUCUGCCCAGUACGCCAUCAGGCCAGAUGAACGGCAUUGGAAAUCCACUUGAAGACAGAAUAAUUACAGCUGACGAAGAACCGAGGACAGAUGUGGUUUUCAACGAGAUCAACAGCCAGCUCCGGAGUCGACAGGGGUCCUGACCUACUUAGAGCAGCCUGUUAACUGCCUGUAUAUAAUGUAAUUUACCAGAAAAUAUUUAUGUAUUGUUCAUCUCCGUCACAUGUAUUAGUUGACUGAUUUCUAAGAAAUUUUAAGUCUAAAGUUGAAAUUUUUUAUAACUCUAAAGCUAUUGUUGUGCUUAUUUUUACAUAAUCUUUAUUUAAUAUACAAACCUAUUUAUUUAACAUAACAUUUGAAUGUGUGUCUUAGAUUUAAUGAUCGUACGCACUUUACAGCUGUUGCUUUCAAACAGCUAAUUAAAGUUCAUAUGACAGUACAUAGACUA
Molecule: messenger RNA, 6508 nt
Organism: Xiphophorus couchianus (Monterrey platyfish)
Lineage: Eukaryota; Metazoa; Chordata; Actinopteri; Cyprinodontiformes; Poeciliidae
Exons: 27
Coding region: 15-6203 (2062 amino acids)
Biological process (GO): adenylate cyclase-activating G protein-coupled receptor signaling pathway; cell surface receptor signaling pathway
Cellular component (GO): plasma membrane
Molecular function (GO): G protein-coupled receptor activity
Source: RefSeq, a predicted model, not a curated record